Messenger RNA from Trichoderma asperellum CBS 433.97, 1608 nucleotides. RefSeq lists its product as uncharacterized. NCBI's taxonomy places the organism in Eukaryota, Fungi, Ascomycota, Sordariomycetes, Hypocreales, Hypocreaceae. The record is from RefSeq and is a predicted model, not a curated record.
AUGAGUUCGCCGGCCGGCCUGCCGCUGGACGCGACCAUUACCAUUGUUAACAACUCCGGCAAGCUCAUCAGCACUGGCAAGCAGCUUCUCUCCAUAUGGAAGACUGCCCAGACGUCUUACAGAGAGAAGAAGACGGAGCUCAGCGAGGGCCGCGCCCAGGAGCGAGCCGCUGAGAGGGCGCCGCCUCCUGUGCCCGUCAAGCGCGCCCAGACCUUCGACACCGGCCGCAGCAUCCCUCGUCGCCAAUAUGACGAGCUCAGCGUGGCGAGCUCUGCCCGGACAUACAAGAGCUCCAUCGCCAAGAAGCAGCUGCCCCCGGUCCCCAACCAGCUCGCCCUGACCGAGGGCAACCUGGAAAAGCUGUCCGAGGUGUCGAGCGUUGCGCCGUCAAAAGCGCCGUCGUCGUACGGGGGCAUCAACAACAACAACGCCAUGGUUGUCAAGGGCAGCUUCGCGCGCGUCGAUCCGCCCAUGGCGCUGCAAAAGGUGCAGCCUCGCAUGGUGGGCCGCACGCGGUCCGACACCGAGAUUGAGGCCCAGAAGAGAUUCAGCAUGGGCAGCGACUUGCACUUGGCCUACGGCGAUAUUCCCCCGGACCUGGCCGACAGAGUCGACCUGGACAAGCACACUGCCUAUUCGGAGGAGCCGACUCUGUAUGAUGAGCAACAGCAUAUCGAGGACGAGCGGGAGCAGGCCGAGCAGCUGAUCCACAAGAUUGAGAAUCUGCUGGAUGAGGCGUCCUGCGCGCAGCAUUCUGCGACGGCCAUCAUUACGCAUCUCCAGGAGAGGCCCGAUGCGGCGGCUGCUGUUGCGCUUACUUUGGCGGAGCUCUCGGGCAUCAUCACGAAGCUGUCGCCCGGCUUUGCGGCUAUCCUCAAGGGUACCUCACCCGCCAUCUUCGCCUUGCUUGCGUCCCCCCAGUUCCUGAUUGGUACUGGCAUCGCCGUCGGCGUCACGGUAGUCAUGUUUGGCGGCUGGAAGAUUGUGCAGCGCAUUGCGCAGAACUCGGUUGGCGCCAAGAAGCCCAUGGCCUAUGAGGCUGCCGCUGCUCCGCUGCCGCAGAUCGACAAUGGCGUUGACGAGGCCAUUGUGCUGGAGACGGUGGAGGUGGACAUUAGCUCCAUCGACACGUGGAGGCGCGGCAUCACUACAGAGUUCGAAGCCGCUGAUAUGGAGCUGAUGACUCCCGAGGCGGAUCGCGUGGUGCGGGAGCGACGGGCCUCUGGCGUUCCGGAGGACUACUUUGACUCAAAGUCGAGAAAGAGCUCCAAGACGCAGCACAGAUCCAAGACGCACUCGUCUUCACAUUCUUCUUCGUCGCACAAGUCGCACAGGUCGAAGGAGUCUUCGGAUAGGAAGAGCAGCAGCAGCGGUGGUAGCAGCAGCAGCAGCGGCAGAAGAAAGAGCCUCGAGUCCAACAGCAGCGGCUCUUUGAGCCUGUUCAAGAGGUCCCUCUCUGGCAGCAAGAAGAAGAGUGACGAGGGCAGCGUCAAGGGCGGCAGCGUUAAGAAUGAGGAGAUGACUGUCAAGGCCAAGAUGAGGCAGAACAACAACAUGCUCAAGGCGCUGUUCAAGAGCAAGGAGCACAGACAGAGCAUUGCCACUUGA